Symbiodinium sp. CCMP2592 is the source of this 1068-nucleotide messenger RNA. Lineage: Eukaryota; Dinophyceae; Suessiales; Symbiodiniaceae. The record is from the annotation of a GenBank genome assembly.
AUGAAGUCGCUGUCCUUGGAGCAGCUGCAGCGCCGGUUUGACCGACUCCGGGCUUUGCAGUGCCGACUGGCACGUCCUCCAGUGAAGCACUUCAUUGCCUGUGGGAAGAGGUAUGAUCUGCCUCUUAGGGCGAGAACUGCUAAGCCAUGUGUUGAUGUCAUUCCUCCACGCGUUGUCGACUAUAUGGCUGGUUUUUUCGAUGGGGAUGGAUGUGUGAGCAGACACAGGAGCGAGUACCAACUCAGCGUUGGUCAAGCAGAAUCCGGCAGCGAGGUUCUGCUUCUCUUCAGGAACUUGCUGGGGGGCGGAAUCUAUUCGGUGGACAAAGCGCUGGUCACACAGCAGGUCAUGUUGCAGUGGUCUGUAUUCAGCAAACGUGCUCGACAUGCUGCAGCCAGCCUCAGCAUUGGCUCUUGUUCUAAAUAUUACCAGCUACGGCUGGCUGCAGCGAUCCUGCCAGAAUGGAGCCGGCAGCAAAGCAUGAAACCAUCGAGGUCACUUUGCCCUUCUUGGUCCUACUUAGCUGGCUUUUUCGAUGCGGAGGGAUGCAUAAGAGUUAGAUACCCGGCCAGACUGACAUUACAGAUCGUGCAAACAUGUCCGCACGUGUUGUUCGCAAUCCAAGAGUUCCUGGCGUAUGUGGGUAUGCGAUGCUCCGUUCGUGAUUAUGGACGCCGUCACCAGCUGGAAGCCAACAGGACAGAAGAGUGCAGGCUCAUAUUGAAGAGACUCUUGAUAGCAGGCCUCCGAGUGAAGCGGCAUGCAGCCAGGAUCUCAUUGGAGCUGGCGCCAGGCAACUUCCACCACGUUCGAAGCGAAUUGGAGAAAGUGGUCGGGCUCCAAAGUCGCUACAAGCGACUCACUGCCGCAGGAGCUGAGCGUGCGUAUGAGAUAGAAAAGCUAAGAAGAAAGAUAGACCGCCGAGGCGGUAUCUCGGAAAUAGAACGGCAUCGGCUGGUCCAUCUACGAGCUACUCACCGCUUAAAGUACGCAGAGGAACGGUAUGUGCUGCUUCGUGCCGAUAUUCGAUCACAACUGCGUCAAGGAGCCUGGAUCAGGAAUGCGUAG